Cladocopium goreaui is the source of this 897-nucleotide messenger RNA. The record is from the annotation of a GenBank genome assembly. NCBI's taxonomy places the organism in Eukaryota, Dinophyceae, Suessiales, Symbiodiniaceae.
AUGCCGGGACGCGAGGUGCAUCCCAACGUCUACAGUUAUAGUGCUGCUAUCAGUGCCUGUGAGAAGGGUGAGCAAUUGCAGCUUGCCCUGGAAUUGUUUGAGCAGAUGUCUUUGGCACAGGUCCCAGCGAAUGUGAUCAGCUACAGCGCGGUGAUAAGUUGCUGCGAGAAGGUAGGGCAAUGGCAGCAGGCCUUAUGUUUCUUCGAAAAGAUGCUCUGGGCCAAGGUUGAACCGAACCAGGUGAGUUUCAAUGCCGCCAUCAGCGCUUGCGAGAAGGGUCGUCAGUGGCUCCUGGCGUUGCAGCUGAUCUUCCAGAUGCCGCAGAAGCAGAUCUGGCCGGAUGUGAUCAGUUUCAAUGCGGCCAUCAGUUCUUGCGAAAAGGCGCUACGAUGGGAACAUGCCUUGUAUGUCUUUGCGCUGAUGCCAACGAUGAAGUUGCAGCCCGAUGUGGUGAGUUUCAGCGCUGCCAUCAGCUCCUGCGAGAAGAUGGGGCAGUGGCAGCAGGCCUUACAGCUCUUCUCUCAGCUGACGGUUUCGUGUUCCAACGACUUCAGUUUCAACGCGUUGAUCAGUUCAUGCGAAAAGGCCGGCCGCUGGCAAGAAGCUCUGCAUCUGAUGUCGCUGAUGGUGCAGUCCUCCGUGCGACGAGAUCAGAUCAGCUUCAACAGUGCGAUCACCUCCUGCCAACGGCUGAAGCAUUGGCCGCAGGCGCUCCAGUUGUUUGAAGAGAUGAAUUGCUGCCACAUCCAACCAGAUAUCAUCACGUACUUUCUGGCGAUCAGCUCCUGUGAACGGGGAGGUCGUUUGCAGCAGGCCUUGAUGUUAUUCGAGGCAUCGAAAUGCCAUGUGCUUUCGAAAUUAGUUGAAUCAACCUCAGGGUUGGCAAAUGUCCCAUGA